Sabethes cyaneus is the source of this 1131-nucleotide messenger RNA. RefSeq names its product enhancer of rudimentary homolog (gene e(r)). The transcript is spliced from 2 exons. Lineage: Eukaryota; Metazoa; Arthropoda; Insecta; Diptera; Culicidae. The record is from RefSeq and is a predicted model, not a curated record. The coding region runs from base 335 to 646 and encodes 103 amino acids.
CAGCACAAAUCAAGUCAGUCAACGCAGCGUCGAAAUCGAAGUCGGAAAAUUUCAGCAGAACAAACAAUCGAAUCGAAGGAGAAAAGCGCUCUAAAACAGAACCACACGAUCGCUGUCGUCAGUUUUCCGAAUCGAAGAUGAAAAUAACCGGUCGCUAGGACAACCGAAACUAAGCCACCGAUUUUCUGUAGCCCUCCUAUCCUAGUGUUUUUCUUCGCAUCAGGAAGUUUCUUCCCCCCGUCAAGGAAUAGCUAUUCAACUCGCAGCAACUCUGCACCCGGAACGCGGCAUAAUUCAUCGACAGCGGUUCGGUUUCAGUCGUCAAGUAUCGAUCAUGUCGCACACGAUUCUGCUGGUGCAGCCGGGGCGCAAUCCGGAAACGCGAACCUACAGCGACUACGAGAGCGUCAACGAGUGUAUGGAGGGUGUGUGCAAAAUCUACGAGGAACACCUGAAGCGACGCAAUCCGAACACGCCGACCAUCACGUACGACAUCAGCCAGCUGUUCGACUUUGUCGAUCAGCUAGCCGAUCUGAGCUGCCUGGUGUACCAGAAAUCGACCAACACGUACGCACCGUACAACAAGGAGUGGAUCAAGGAGAAGAUCUACGUGCUGCUCCGGCAAGCGGCCGGGACGACGGAAUAGGAAAAGGAGACCCCACCCCGACUUUCGAGUGAAAUCAUUUGCGCGAGUGAGACGAACCAUUAUUUAUGUAUCAGAACAAGAACAACAACAACGGGAAGCCACUUUCUGGAGCUUUAGUUAUCAAAGCUUGAACUUUUUUUGUUUUAGAGGAAAAAAGCAGACUGCUUAGAUUUGACGUGAUUUGAUUUGCGAUGGACGAAAUCUACUUUCUUUUAUUUCGCUUUCUUAAUUUUUCUUUUUAUGUGACCAGCUUCUGGAACUGGUCGGAUCAACCAGUAGGUAGAGGACGAUGGUAGUAGAUUUUGACGAUGACAGGCAGACCACACUUAGGGAGUUUACCGAUAGGUUCGGGUGCUGCUCGGUAGGCACCGAAAUCGGUACUCCAGCGCGGAAGAUGAGAUGUUUUGUAUUUAAUUUCCUAUGUAAAGAAAUUAACGAUUGAUUUUGCAUAACGAGAGACAGUAAUCAAAUAAAUAAAUAAUUAA